Aspergillus welwitschiae is the source of this 1238-nucleotide messenger RNA. RefSeq names its product Sas10/Utp3/C1D family protein. Gene Ontology annotation, cellular component: nucleolus; exosome (RNase complex). The record is from RefSeq and is a predicted model, not a curated record. Gene Ontology annotation, biological process: maturation of 5.8S rRNA; regulation of gene expression. Gene Ontology annotation, molecular function: DNA binding; RNA binding. The transcript is spliced from 3 exons. The coding region runs from base 34 to 708 and encodes 224 amino acids. NCBI's taxonomy places the organism in Eukaryota, Fungi, Ascomycota, Eurotiomycetes, Eurotiales, Aspergillaceae.
UUAUUCCCUCAGAUAUUCGUACACAUAAUCAGAAUGGAGGCAGCAGAUCUACUUCCGCUGCUCGAGCAGCUGGAUGAUAACAUCGACGAUCUUGAAGAGGCUUUGAAGCCCAUCCUGGACAGCUCUGUGGUGGAGACGUCGAAGAAGCUUCCGGUGAUGGAUAAAGCGAAAUUUCACGUCUUGGUGACUUAUGCGUUGGAGUCUCUUAUCUUCUCGUAUCUGCGUCUUCAUGGCGUUAAUGCUAAGGAACACUCCGUGUUUAGAGAAUUAACUAGAGUCAAGCAAUACUUUGCGAAGAUCACCGCGCUCGAAGCGGAGCCGGAAAAGCGUACUCUAACUCUUGACAAGCAGGCUGCCAGUCGCUUCAUUAAACAUGGUCUUGCGGGAAAUGACAAAAUCGACCUGGCGCGCAAGGAGCAGGAGGCAAAGGAGAGAGCACGCGCACAGCUAAAGGCGUCAAUACUGGCUAAGAAAGCAGGUGCUACGUCUCAGCAGUCAUCGCAGAAUGCGACCAGCAACUCCGAGAGUGAAUCCGAGUCCGAGGAGCUUGUGAAGCCCGCUCCCAAGCCGUCGAGCAAGGGUUCUGAUGAUAAGAAGAAGCGCAAGGACAAGCAGAAGAGGAGGGUCAGCAAGGAAGAGCACAAUGAGAACAAGAAGGAGCGAAGGAAGAAGAAGGAUGAAUUGCGCAAGACGAAGAAAUUGAAAUGAGGAGGUAGCGAUAUUAUGUCGAUUUGCCGGCUGGACCGGUUGAAUGGGCUGUCUGUUACUGGGAUUGCAGCACUUUGGUGACAAGUGAUUUGCGACCAUCCCAGUAGCAGGUACUGUCUACAGGCUUGCUACCGCGCCACUACUAAAAGUACACAUGGAAUGAUGAUACCCACCACAUAGAGGACGGCCUCAAUGAAGACUAUUGAAAGACGACAGGAAUAGUGAGAUCCGGGUGCAUACCGUGGUGCACAGUAGGUUUGGUGUAGGAUUGGAUGAAAUCUUCCAUGGACUACUAUACGAUUUCAUUUAGUCAAAGCAGUGGCAAGUGACUGACAGGAGAGGAUGUUCAUGCUCAGCCCUGUGGAUCAUGGCGAUGCAGUGAGUCACUGCCGGAGUUAAGCAGACAAGUGCGGAUAGCUUCAGAUCCACUGCUCUGUAAGACUCGAACAUGGUCUCCACUAAGUAGCCCAAUAUCUCAUCCACUAGCAAUAGAACCAUUCAGAUGAUAAUAAUAUCCCUCAUUACCUACC